CGGCCAAUACAGAAGAAAAACCCAACUCAUGCCAACAGAAAACCUACACCUCAUAAAGGUUGAAUUGAACAAUCUGAAGCCGACGCAGAGCUCCAUACGAGUCAUUGGUCACAUACCUCUCAAGUGACAUGUCGAUCUCUGAGACACUCAGCCUUCGUCCUGCACGCCUAGGCGAUCUUGAGGAUAUCGUCGCCAUUACGAUCGCAGCAACGGCAGGCCAAGCAUUGAUUUCGUUCAACUUUCCGCACCGCCUGGAAUUCCCGCAGGAUUAUUAUUAUCACUGGAAGACGCUGAUAAAAGCUUCAUUCUAUGACCCAAACUCGAUCGUGCUAGUGGUCGAAAAGGUAAGUGGGGAUGGAAGGAAGGUGAUCGCCUGGGUGGAAUGGGAAUGGAAGGGAAAGGACCCGGCCCCACAUCCGCCAUAUUGCAAUUCUUGGACAAAAGCUAUCGGUGCGAGAUUAUUCACCAUCCAGACAAACAUAAUCAAGUCAUUUUGGACUCGGCACGAUGAUAAUCCAAAGAACCGCUCCACCUGGAUCGUAACUAAAAGUCGGAUCGAUCGCGAGUACUGGUCCUCACAAUCGCGGCUCAUUUAUCUAUCUGCACUCUACACCCAGCCCGAGUUCCAAGGCCAAGGCUCGGGCACUCUGUUGAAGAAUUGGGGGCUAGCUCUAGCAAAACAACAUCAUACCGUGCUUGGAGUGAUCGCCAGCCACCCUCCUUCGGUGGUUAUUUACAAGCAUUGGGGAUUUGAGGAAGUCGAGGUAGUACGGAUGCAGCAGGAAGGCGAGCCGGAAUAUGUUGAUAUACACGUGCUCCGUCACGGGCCACCAGAUAAUUAGGAUCCUGUCAAGAAUCUAGGGUAAGAUUACUUUCGCUCAAUUGGAGUUAAAGGAGUUGUCAUUAUAUUCAAGCCGUACU
Molecule: messenger RNA, 921 nt
Organism: Hyaloscypha bicolor E
Lineage: Eukaryota; Fungi; Ascomycota; Leotiomycetes; Helotiales; Hyaloscyphaceae
Exons: 2
Coding region: 129-842 (237 amino acids)
Molecular function (GO): acyltransferase activity, transferring groups other than amino-acyl groups
Source: RefSeq, a predicted model, not a curated record